AUGUCCUCCUCUAUUUCUCCAAUCAUUGAGCCUAAUUACGGUGAGCCGGGAAGCCCACGGCGGAUUUCCCGCAACGAUGCAGCUACCGGUGCAUCUGCUGCAGGUGUCCGGGCUUUGAGUGCGCAGAUGGUAGCUUUCUAUUUCAGAGCGCCAAUCAAAGCUUUUUUUCGUACACGUGUUGAAGCUGUGAAUCCUCGUGUUGCCGAAGGCAAAUGGUCUCUUCAUACGACAACGCCGGGGUUGUUACUCCAUGCUGUAAGGACAUAUGGCUGGCGCUUUAUCCCUAACCAAGUCCUACCACCUUUGAUGGCAAACGCAGGGGUUGGUGCGGUCCUUUACACGUCUUAUCUUCAGGUCUUAGGCGCUCUUCAUGAACCUGUGUCUCAGGGAGUCAAGCGAGUCUGGCCCCCAGCUCCUCCCUCUGCAACAUUUGCUGCUGGUUUCACCGCUGGAACUAUUCAAUCCAUUGUUGCUGCCCCUUUGGACGCCUUGCAGGUUCGGUUACAAACAAAGGACAUGUUAAAGGGCCAAUAUCGAAGCAUGUGGCAUUACGGCCAUGAAAAGCUCAAGCAAAUUGGUCCUCGCGGGGUAUUUGCAGGCUGGGGUCUUUCAUUUCUCCGAGAUUCCUUUGGAUAUGCAAUUUUCUUCUCUUCGUUUGAGUACAUCAAGUCGCAAUCCUACUAUUCUUUCGUCACUUGGUACUACGGGUCUUUACAAUCCAAGCAUGUGGACAUGCUUCCAUCAUCGGGGUCCAGCGACCGUGGAGUACCCCUGAUCAAACCUCACUAUGCCCUGGAGCCUUGCUUCCUAAUGAUGGCUGGUGUUGUGGCAUCGAUUGCUCAGCAAGCCAUACAGCACCCUUUAAGCCGAGUUCAGGAUCUUCAUCUAGGUCGUCUGGAGUAUCUGGAUCACCAGGCCAGUCUCAUCCCGUCACGACAAAGAAUGAUGCAACUCUACUAUCAUGCGUACCAAGAGACUUUCAAGAGGUGCGAGCGAAAGGCCCUGCGGGCUGGCGGCUGGGGGCGCUGGCUGUUCCGUGGUUUUAUUGGAAGAUCUAUUCGCCAAGUUCCCAGCACCAGUGCCGGUCUGGUGAUCUUUGAGUUGGUUCGCCGACGUUAUGCCAGUUUGGCGGAUGCUGUUCAUAUCCAGAGCGAUGGAUAUGACAUUCUUCUCACUGAAAAAGGCAGCCGACGAUCAUCUCGCUCGUCUGCUCGCUCGGUUGAGUCUGGCUACUCCAUCUGGUCAGAUACCGGCGACCUUGGCGAGCAGUUUGCCGAGGAUCCGCUUCAAGAUCGCUUUCGCGAAUCUUUGAACCGCGAGCUUCUAGGCCGAAGAGAGCGAAGAAAACAGAGACACGUACAUUAUCAGACAGACGAAGGCGAACAGGAACGUUCUGGCAUUGAUACUGAGAAAAUACGAAUACCAAAACCACCACCGCGACACAUUUCAAGAGCUGAACGUGUGUUGGCAAAGAUCAUGUCACCCAGAAGCGGGCAGAAUGCCCAAAUACAUGGCUUAGUCGGAAAGCCAUUACUUGGCUUUCACUUCAAAGACUACUUCGACCAACCCUCCCGGGCUACCAUUGGUACUCUUGUUGCAGUCCUUGAAGUUGGGGCCUUUAUAUCAUCUCUCCUUGUGGGACGAAUUGGUGAUGUGAUCGGUCGCCGAAGGACGAUUCUCUAUGGUUCUAUCAUAUUUUUUGUUGGUGGUGCUUUCCAGACCUUUUCAAACGGCAUUCCAAUGAUGAUGGUCGGUCGUGUUAUUGCUGGACUCGGCGUCGGUGCUCUUUCUACUAUUGUGCCGGUUUAUCAGUCUGAAAUUUCGCCCCCUCACAACCGUGGCAAACUUGCGUGCAUCGAAUUCACUGGAAAUAUAGCUGGAUAUGCAACUAGCGUGUGGGUGGAUUACUUCUGUAGCUUCAUUGAUAAUGACUACUCCUGGCGCCUCCCGCUGCUUUUCCAGUGCGUUAUGGGUGCUUUACUUGGAUUCGGUAGCUUGAUUAUCUGCGAAUCACCCAGGUGGCUUCUUGACAAUGACCAUGACGAAGAGGGUAUGGUUGUGAUUGCCAAUCUCUAUGGUGAAGGGGAUCUACUCAAUGACAAAGCCCGUCAAGAGUAUCGUGAGAUCAAAAUGAAUGUCCUUGUCCAGCGACAAGAAGGCGAGCGAUCUUACUCUGACAUGUUUCGUCGCUAUCGCAAGCGUGUUUUGAUCGCAAUGUCGGCUCAAGCGCUUGCUCAGCUCAAUGGAAUCAACGUCAUUUCAUACUAUGCUCCUCUUGUGUUUGAAUCGGCUGGCUGGAGCGGCCGACAAGCGAUCCUCAUGACUGGAAUCAAUGGAAUUUCCUAUCUGCUGUCUACUAUACCACCGUGGUAUCUUGUGGAUGGCUGGGGUAGGCGGCCUAUUCUUCUUUCGGGUGCUGUGGCCAUGAUCAUUUCGUUGUCUUUGAUCUCUUAUUUCAUUUAUAUUGACAUCACUGCAACUCCAACACUCACGGUCAUAUUUGUCAUGGUCUACAAUGCAGCCUUUGGUGCAUCCUGGGGCCCAAUUCCAUGGCUAUACCCACCCGAGAUUCUUCCAUUGAGCAUCCGUGCCAAGGGUGCAAGCUUGAGUACUGCUUCGAAUUGGGCGUUCAAUUGGCUCGUGGGUGAGGUUACCCCGGUGCUUCAGGCUGCCAUAAAGUGGCGGCUCUAUUUGGUCCACGCAUUCUUCUGCGCAUGCAGCUUUGUGAUAGUCUACUUCCUGUAUCCCGAAACCAGCGGAGUUCGUCUGGAAGAUAUGAAUAUCCUAUUUGGCGAUGCGUCCACCGCCAUGCCUACACCUGCUACACAAGGUGAACGAGGGUCACUGAUGGGCGCUGGAUCACCCGUCCCCUCCCUUGACCUACGUCGACAAUAUGGUCAAGUCAGCACAGAAAAUGCCAUUCCUGGCCUAGACAUUGACCCGCCAACACCGUCCCAAGACGGCCCCAUCAAGCGUGGACGCUCGAACUCACGACAGGGCAAUGCUCGAGAAGAAGGCAUCGGUGGCUGGAUAUCGAGCAUGGUCAAGCGAACCCGUGGAUCGGGCCCUGGGGCUAGCAGCAGUCAGUAUCGGCGCCUAGAGCAGGGAGGGGGUGAUGAGCAAUGA
Molecule: messenger RNA, 3126 nt
Organism: Penicillium nucicola
Lineage: Eukaryota; Fungi; Ascomycota; Eurotiomycetes; Eurotiales; Aspergillaceae
Product: putative MFS monosaccharide transporter
Exons: 9
Coding region: 1-3126 (1041 amino acids)
Biological process (GO): transmembrane transport; carbohydrate transport
Cellular component (GO): membrane
Molecular function (GO): carbohydrate:proton symporter activity
Source: RefSeq, a predicted model, not a curated record